Messenger RNA from Daucus carota subsp. sativus, 1230 nucleotides. Its product is annotated as rho GDP-dissociation inhibitor 1. Gene Ontology annotation, cellular component: cytosol; membrane; cytoplasm. The transcript has 5 exons. Gene Ontology annotation, molecular function: protein binding; Rho GDP-dissociation inhibitor activity. NCBI's taxonomy places the organism in Eukaryota, Viridiplantae, Streptophyta, Magnoliopsida, Apiales, Apiaceae. The record is from RefSeq and is a predicted model, not a curated record. The coding region runs from base 65 to 838 and encodes 257 amino acids. Gene Ontology annotation, biological process: Rho protein signal transduction.
GCCAUUACUCAUUGGCUGAGGGUGUCAUUUAUGAGAAUUGUCUCUUGAGUGAGUGCUCUUAUUAAUGUCUUUGGCUGUUGGACUAGUUUCAAGUGCUUCUACUUCAAAAAACAUGGGAUUUGAUGAAAACAAAAAUGAGGGUGCUAAAGAAAAUGAAGAUGAAAACAAGACAGUUGGGGCUGAACCAGAGGCUGAGAAUGGUGGUUCAGGAGAGGAGAAGUUGACUAGGCAAAUUAGUAGGAGCUCUGUGGAUGCUUCUGAUCAUGAUGAAGAGGAUGAGGAAGAUGUUGAUGGCAAAUUACAGUUGGGUCCUCAGUGCAGUCUUAAAGAGCAGUUUGAGAAGGAUAAGGAUGAUGAGAGCCUGAGGAGAUGGAAAGAACAGCUGCUUGGAAGCGUGGAUAUCGAUUCUGUUGGAGAAACUCUGGACCCAGAAGUUAAAAUUCUCAGCCUUGCAAUCAAAUCCACUGGAAGAUCUGAUAUUGUUCUUCCAAUUCCUGAGUCUGGUAAUCCAAAAGGUCCAUGGUUUACUUUGAAAGAAGGAAGCGUUUACAGCCUAAAGUUCGAAUUUAAGGUCUGCAACAAUAUUGUAUCGGGCCUUAAAUACCAUAACACUGUUUGGAAAACUGGUCUUAAAGUGGACCGGACUAAAGAAAUGAUUGGGACAUUUAGUCCUCAGCAAGAGCCUUAUACGCACGAGAUGCAUGAAGAAACAACUCCUUCUGGCAUGUUUGCCAGAGGAUCAUACACUGCCAAAUCAAAGUUUCUUGAUGACGACAAUAGAUGUUACCUAGAGAUCAACUAUACCUUUGAUAUUCGGAAAGAUUGGCAGUCAAUAUAAAAUGAGAAUUCUCACACCUUAACUGUAUUCAAGCAUACUUGCUCUACUUUUCAUGCUGAUUUCUCAUGGAGAUAGCUAGGAUGACAAAUUGCAAAGAAGACAUAUUGUCCAAAUUGACCGAAACUGCAGAGAUCUCAGAGUUUCGUUUGUUGUUGGUCAAUAGGGUAUCUGCCUCUAUAUUCUAUCACUGUUGCAUUUCUUGGUAUAAUUGCAGUUCAGAUAUACUGAUGGCUUUGUGAUAGAAUUUCUAUUAGGAUUUAGGAGAGUACUAAACAAUGAUUCUGUUUCAGACAGCCUGAACUCUGUCCUAAAACACAAAAAAGUCAGAUUAAUAUAUGCUUUAGUGCUAGGGAAUCAUCUAACCAUGAUUCUUAAGGACACUUGUUUCACAA